CCUGAAAACUAGCUGGCAACACCGCUCUGACCAUUUUGGUUGAAAACGAGGGAGCAGCUUCUGUUAGUGGCUGCCGUGGAGGCCGAGGGGAGGCGGACCAGACGAGACGGAGGGGAGGGAGACGAGAGAGAAACAGCCGCCUUCAAAUAUGGCGUCUUCGAGGGAAAAUGACUAAUGUUAUGAAAAAGAGAGGCCUCGAGCUCGACGUUCAAGCGAACCGUGCGGGGUCCGCACGCGGCGUCGGUGUUUGAAAUCGUUGAGUCGAACGCAAGCCGAAGCGAGUGAAGGAAAGGGACACGGUUUACCGACAAAUACAGCAGCAACACCAUCUUAUUUAGAUGCGUCGACAGGGCUAGCGCGCUGCUAGCUCACAACAACACUGUGGGUGGAAUUUAAAUGUCGCGUUUGAUAUUCGCUCGCAAAAUCGUUGCAUGCGGAAUGUAGCAGUUGUUUAACGGCCGAUGCCCCUUAAUGCAUAUUUCAUACAAGUAACGUUAAAGUAAGGGGAGGAGAAACAAGGGACGGUCAUAUGCGUCCGUCGGUAAUUUAUCGGUCAAACCGAAUUCUUCGCUGAAGAGCAUGGCAUUACUCGGUCUGGUUUUAAAUGAGAAAAGACUGAAAAGGAGGUGAGUUAUUUCUUUGGAGGUGGUCGGUGAACACCCCCUCUAUCACGCACUCAUCUCCUCCCCUCCAUUUCCCUCUCCCUUUUCAAUAUGCUCUUUUUCACUCUUAUGGACUUGGUCGUCUCUCACCAGGAAGAAUGAUUAAAAACUGACAACGGGACCGCGAUCUUGUAGCGCAAAAAACAGUUCCGCACCGAAACCGUUCGCUCGCACCCUCCAGCCGCGCGUUAGUGCGACGCGAUGGACAGAAAUUACCCGGGAGCUGGCUUCGGUGAUCUGGGCGCAGGAGCCGGAUGGAGCUACGAGAGAUCAGCCAAAGCGAGCUUGGUGUACGGCAGCUCUAGAUCAUCACAUCCAGAGUCUGAACUUCUUCAUCGCCAAGCCUACGCCACUCCCCAUCCCCUGCAGGGUUAUGCUACCAAUCACCAUCCUGGUGGAUCUGGCCAGGGUGGGGCUUGGGGUGCAGCUGGAAGGAGCCUGGGCCUGUCUGGACUUUUUGAUGCUGGGCUGCACCACGCAAGUCCGUCAGGCCCAGAUCCAUCAGUUAUGAACCUUAUAUCUGCACUAGAGUCCCGGGGUCCACAGCCACCUCCAUCUGCCUCAUCCCUCCUAUCUCAGUUUCGCACUCCAUCAUGGCAGACUGCCAUGCACACACCUGCCCCUGCAGAGCUUUUCAUCUCUGGUGCCCUUCCUGGAUCUGGAUCCUUCCCAUCCUCUUCUGCUUUGUCUGCCUAUCAGCACCCAGCGCCAUUCUCAGGGCGGUCCUUUCCUGGUGUGUCCCCCUCAUUGUCCUUACAGGACACGCCCACUUUCAGCCCCACCUCCAAUGGCCUCCUGUCACCCCAUGAUCCUUUACUCCACAUCAAGACACCUUCACAAUCAAGCCUUGGCUUUGACCGCCUGUUGUCAUCACAGGGUGCAGCUGUGGCCUACCGUGGAAGUCAUGAUCCAACUGGGGGUGGGGUCACAUCUGCACAAGCCUCUUCUGCAGCCUCAGUUUCUGCCCGCCAUAUGCCGUCUCAUCAGUUCAACUUGUUGUCCUCCCAGCUUCAAGACCAGUCCUCCCAGUUGUACAGUGCCUCUGUGUUUUCCUCUACCCCUGCUCCACCUCAGCCAACAUCCCAAGAGCGGACAGUACCAAGACAAGACAGUGUAAUUAAACACUACCAACGUCCCUCUCCAGCACAAGCCCCCUCAUCCAACCCUCACCCUCUUCAGCACUACCUUAGCUGUGGGAUGUCAGGAUAUCAGCAAGCCACUCAUACGCGCCAUGUUGGCCUCUCUUGCAGUCCCCUAGGUGAACACAGUCCUUCCUCAGACCAUAAACCCUCCCCCAGGACUGAACAGUAUAGACCAAUAAUCCAACCUUCCUAUGGGUCCUCGUCAUCCUCAUCCUCUGGUGGGACUGGAAAGGGGACAAAGAGCAGCUCUAGUAGUGGUUACUCCUCUUCUGGAUCUGCAUCCUCUUCCAGAACCCCCCACACACCACCCUCUGCCUCUUCAGCUUCAUCCUCGUCUUCAUCCUCUUCCUCCUCCUCUGCAUCUGCUAGUGCUCGUCAGUCUAAUUCCAUUCCAACCUCCACUUCUGCCUCUGCAUCCUCUCGACAACAGCCACCAACCCAGACUGUACCUCCUCCACCCCAGUCACAUUCCCAGGCCCCUCAGAGCACCUCUAAUUCCACCCAGCAAACCCUUCCCAAGUCAUGCCUCUCGGGUUAUGGAUCACCAGUUGCUCCAGUCAAGUCAUCGAGUGGUCUAACGGGCCAGACCCCUCCUCAUCCACAACCCCAGUCUUUCUCUCCAAGUCAGCCUCCCCCAUCACACCUUUCCCAGUCAUAUGGGGGAUUCAGUUCUCCACAGACUCAUGAUCUUCCUUCAGCUAGGACCUCUGGAGUGGCUAAAGGGUAUGGGAAUUUGGGAAGUCAGUCGUUUUCAGCAGAAGCAGUAUAUGGGACUGAUUCAGGUUAUGGGUCUCUGCCACCAUCUUUAGGGGGUGCUGGAAGUCCCUCAAUGGGUUAUGGUGCAUCAGGACACUCUCCUGCCCUUCUUAGGUCAGGAGCAAGUGGUGGAACAACUGGUGGUAGUAGUAGUGGAGGCAGUACAGGAACUGGAGCCAGUGGUAGUGGAGGAGGUGGUGGAUCUUACCACAUCCCUGAUUCAAGUCCAUCUCCAUCUGGCAAUUCUGGAAUCAUCCGUCCUGGUCUGCAUUCUCCUGCACCUUCACGACCUGCUCAGUCACCUGUUGGAACAGGAUCCAACAAAUAUCUAUCUUCUGUUCUCUCACCUUCAUUUCUGCCUUCUCCACAAGGGUACCCAGACACAAGAGGACCUCGAUCACAACCCUAUCACCCCUCUGCUCCUCCCAAAACAAAGUCUGAUAACAGCAUACUUGGUGUAACAGAGUCUAGGUCACAACAGGACGAUGAUGUUGAUGAUGAUUUCCUCAUCCAGCACCUUCUUCAAGCCCAGAGUCCUGCUCCUCAAGCAUCCCAUCACCAUCCUCCUCAAAGCCAUCAUUCCAUACAGCCCACCCAGCAGCCUCCAGUCCUUCAGGCUCAGGAUGGAAAUAAGGGGCUUGCUUAUGAGAUGAGCAAAAGCUCAGAAGAGAGGUACCACCUUCAAAGUGUUAUUCGAACACAUAGUGCCACCUCUAAUGCUGCUGUCUCUGACACAGGGAGUGGAGCUGGACUGGACAGUCAGUUGGAGAUGUCCCUAAAGAAACAGCAACAGCACCAACAACAACAUCAACAACAACCACAGCAGAAAAGCAACAGAACUGUAAGUGAUGGAGGACAAGGGAGUUCAGAUCAAACACAUUCCCAUCCUCACCAUCAUCAUGAUUCUCUGGGAUCUGUGGUGCACUAUGUGCGGGAUGACCCGUAUUCCCAACACUCAAUUCCUCAACAAUCCACCACCCACCAUCAACACACUCCACAUACACCCACGCACCCACACCUACACUCUCACCCGCACAUGGAUCCUCAGAAAAAAACUCAAGAUUCAGGAGAUAUGGCUUACAUGCGUAAGACACCUGAUGUGCAGCAACAUCAGCAUCAACAGGCACAUCAACAGCAAACUCAGCAUCAUCAGUCACAUCCUCAACAACGUCACUCCCAGUCACAGCCACUUAUGGACUCUCCCACUGACCAGUCUCGCCAACCCCCUCAUUUGUUGCAGUCUGUGUUGUCCCACACCCGCAGCAAAACAGACCCUCAGCAACAGCAGCAUUCUGUAAGCCAGCAGUCCCUUAUGGAAGCCACUGGGGGAGUUGUGUCAGCAGAGACCCAUUCCCAACCCCAGACAUCCCAGCUCCAACUCCAGCUUCAGUCCCAGGCUUUGGAAGCAGCUGGUCACUAUGGUCAUGGUACCCAGCAGCAAGACCAGAGCCGCCCUAAGUCUAACACAGUGUCUUCACUAGACAUGCUGGAGCAUUCCCUCUCUCGGACAUCUAGCCAAGAGGGAGCAAUGGUGGACGAGAGGACAGGAGGUGAAGGAAGCAGGGGAAAUUCUGGAGCUGCAACAGCAGGAAGUGUAGAAAGGCGCCAAUCACAGGAGCAACAAAGACUUUCAUCUCACCACCCAACGCAGCAUCAUGCUUCAGAGUUACACUCAUAUCUUCCUGAGCCAGACAUGAGUUUAUCAACUACUUCUCAUGGACACCACCUAUCCCACCAUCACCACCAACAGCAACAAUCGUCACAAGGUCCUCAACAUUCUAACUCCCACCAUCAACACCCUCACCCCUCCCAUCCUAAUCAACAGAGCCAUCAUCAUCUUCCUCCACAGGCCUCCUCAGCAGCUUCUCAGCAACAAGAGCAGUCUCACCCCUCUCACACCUCCCAGAUUCCUCAACCUCAGCUUGACCAGCAUCAAGGAGAGCCCCACUUUGACUCCAGGAAUCCAGCAGUGAAAUCAAAUCAAAGCCAACAGAGCCAGAGGUUUGUUCCGUUAACAUCCAUCUGCUUCCCUGAUUCUCUUCUCCCAGAUGAGGACCGUUCAUUCUUUCCUGGAAUGGAGGAUAUGUUCUGCACAGAGUACAAAUCCACUUGCUCAGGAGGAACUGGGCAGGGUCAAGAUGGGGUUGCAACUGGCCAAGCAGUGCAGGAAGGAAUUAAACCAAUGCCUGGAGGAGGAGACAAUACAGGUCCAAGUUAUGAUAUGCUUGGUCAUCACAGUGACCAAGGAUAUGGGCAAUAUUGCCAUGAUCUCUCAGAACCUGACAGUGGAACCAUGCAUUUGGAUCUUGACUCCUUGAAGACUCAAGAGCUCCCAUCUACAGUCAAUACAGAGCAGCUUGGACUGAUCCAAUCUCAACCAGCCAACCUUGGAAUGGGGACAACUGGAACAGUGGGGGAAGGAUCUGUUGCCAAAAUGGGAGGUACUGGGGGAUCUGGGUCUGGAUCAGGGGGUCUUACCUCUCCUAUCUUCUGUUCCUCUCGCCCAAAGAAGCUCCUUAAGUCAAGUUCCUUCCAUCUACUGAAGGAAAGACCUGAUCCAAACUCCUUGCCCAAGAAGAGCUAUGCACAGGAGUAUGAAUUUGAAGAUGACGAGGAUAAGGCUGAUGUCCCAGCUGACAUUCGCCUCAACAGCCGAAGCCGACUUCCUGAUCUCAUACCAGACCUUGUGUCCAGUUGUCGCAAAUCAAGUGGUGUGGGAGGGGGAACUUUAAGCCCUUUAAUGGGUGAUCUAGAUUUUGGAUACCCAUCUCUUGGUCCCCCUCCGCAGUUGAUGCCACAAGAUGGACAGAAGAAAAGAGGCAGGAAGCCCACAAAGCCUAAACGAGAAGGACCUCCAAGGCCACGUGGACGCCCACGUUUACGCCCAUUGCCAGAACCUCACCACUCUAGGGGUAUGAUGGGAGAGUAUGGAACAGGAUAUGUUCCUGAAAGAAGCAGAGGCCGAGGAAGAGGCAGAGGCAGAGGCAGACGGGAUGAAUCUAUGAUGGACAUGGAGAUGGCCAAUAAAGACCCGAAUCAGAUGUAUCAACAACACAUGCAGCAGCAAAUGCAUCACCAAUCACAGCAGCAGCCACAGCAUGAGGAGCCAAUAAAACCCAUCAAGAUUAAACUUCCUAUUGGAACCAUGCCAUCUUCUGAUGCCUUGUUGCGGACAGACUCCUUGUCAGGCACUGAUCCGGCUCUCUCAGAUGGUUCCCUUGGUUCAGCACCCUCUUUGGGAUUGAGCCCUGGGACUCCCGGAGUUCCUGACAUGAACAGACCUCAAGACAAGAAGUCCAAAUCCCAAGAGUUGGAAGAGAAAGAGUCAGAGAAGACUGGCUUUGUUGCCUCAUUUUUGGAUUUUCUAAAGUCUGGAAAAAGGCCAUCAGGAUUGUCAACGGGGUCAGCUGACAGCGCUGGAAAUGAAGAUGCCUCUCCUGGGAAAAUUGGAGGCAUUCGCCCAUUAUCUCCUCAACCUCCACCUCCCCCAGCUGCUUUAUCUGGAUAUGGAGAUGGUGAAAGUGAUGGAGGACUGUCUUUGGGUGGCUGUCCUAGCCCAUGCAAGCGUUUGGAUGAAGAGCUGAAAAGGAACCUUGAGACAUUGCCCUCUUUCUCGUCCGAUGAGGAGGACUCCGUCGGAAAGAACCAGGACCUGCAAAAGAGCAUCUCCUCUGCUAUCUCUGCCCUGUAUGACACUCCUCAACUCACCUCUACAAUGCAGCCUCCUUCACUUCCACCACCUCCUCCUGAACCACUGACACCAACACAGCAGCCACCAGCCCUCAGCCCUCAACCACCACUGCAUAUACACUCGCCCUCACAUGCCCACACCCACUCCGUUGAGCCUGCAAGAUUGCAGGAAGAAGAAAUGGAAGAAAAAGAGAAGGAUCUAGAAGAGGAAGUGGAGCAAGACAAAGAAGAGAAAGAGAAAGUCUCAGAUAUGGAGCUGCUGAAUGUCCCCAAAGUUGGAGACUCACUCAAAGAAGCUAUUGAAGCCCAAGCUCCCCCUUCUCUCCCAGUUUCCCCAUCAUCCCAUGCUCCCUCCUCCACCUCCUCGCCAUCACCGCUUUCACCCCUCCCCCUUCCCUCUCCUGUCCCUCCACUGGAGGACAAUCCUUCCCCCUCUCAGAAAUCGCCUCCACUCAGUCCUGUGGCUUCCUCUGUGCCUGUCCUCUCUCCUCUACCUCCUCCUCCUGUAGAGCCUGCUCUCUUCUCUAGCCCACAUUCGCCCAGUCCACCUCUGGUACAGGAGUCCAUUGCAGAGCCCGCCUCUCCUGAAGAGCCCCCUGCGCCUCAAAUUCUACCAUUGCACUUGGCACAGAAACAGAGCGGCGCUGCCAUUGUUGGUGAGACUGAUGAGGAUGAGAGUGAGAGUGGAGGCGAGGGUAUUUUCAGAGAGAGAGAUGAGUUUGUGGUGCGAAUUGAGGACAUCAGGAGUCUGAAGUUGGCCCUGCAGACAGGACGAGAGCCCCCUCCCAUUUGGCGUGUACAGAAAGCUCUGCUACAGAAGUUUUCCCCCGAGAUUAAGGAUGGACAAAGACAGUUUUGUGCCACUAGUAAUUAUCUGGGUUACUUCGGGGAUGCCAAAAAGCGCUACCAGCGGCUGUAUGGGAAGUUUCUGGAAAACAUAAACAAAAAAGACUACGUGAGGGUCUGUUCUCGUAAGCCCUGGCACAGGGCUGUCAACCUGAGGAGACAGUCUCAAACUCUUCCGAAGUUAGCGCCACCCCCCAACAACCAGACUCCUUUAGAGAGGACUGAAAAAGACCAAGAGAAGAUUAAGGAGCCAGGUGAAAGCCGUGAGAAGAACAAUGUUCGGCCAAAGGAACAGCGGGACAGAGAAAAAGUGCUUAAAACCAAGGAGAAGGAAGAAAAGAAAGCGAAAGAAAAGAAAGCUUCACCUCCUCCUCUGCCACCUCAGAAGCCUGAGAAACGAGCAGCGGUGACAGAACGAGGGAAGGUGAAGGAGGAGAAGAGGAGCGGUGGACAGGAGAAGAAGACUGAACGCUCUGCCAAACCUCAGCCACCAAAGGUGAAGGCUGAACCUCCGCCUAAGAAACGCAGGAUGUGGCUGAAGGAAGUACCCUCAUCCUCCGACUCGGACUCCUCCGCAAGUGAGGAUGAAACAGUCUCAGUCAAAGUAGGCCUGAACACACGUGCAAUGCGUGAGAUGUACCGGAGCUACGUGGAGAUGCUGGUCAGUACGGCACUUGACCCAGACAUGAUUCAGGCUCUAGAGGACACAGAAGAUGAAUUAUAUCUUCCUCCAAUGCGCAAGAUUGACAGCAUUCUCAGUGAGCAGAAGAGGAAGCUUUUGAAAAGAGUCAAUAUGAACUCUCAGCACCAGGAAGCUCUUCACACUUGCCCUCAGAUAACAGCGGAGACCCUGGACUCGGGGACGGUGAGGGUCAGACUGGGUGGUGAAUGCUACAACCGCAAAACCCUGAACCGCAUCAAAAAGAGUGUUCCCAAACCACAGGACCUCAAGUUGUCAACAGAAACAUGUCGACUCUACAGUCUCUACCAUUCGCUGCAUCAUUAUAAAUAUCAUACCUUCUUACACUGUAAGAAAGAGACGAACACUAUAGAGCAGGCUUCAGAAGAUCCUGGACAAGAGGAAGUUGUUCAGCAGUGCAUGGCCAAUCAGAGCUGGCUGGAGACGCUCUUCAGCUCCUUCUUAGAGCUGAUGACCCUCAGCACCAAAGCUUAAGACAAGAAAGGACGGGGGAGCAUGAAAAAAGAGAAACGUUGAGGAAUCAAGGAGGCCUUGGUGUAUAAAGAAGCUGGAUUUAUUGUUGCCUAGCUCUCCUGUCCUCCUCCUCCUCGGUUUUACAGAAAUGUUUCUUUUAAACGGCGACAGGAGAGGACCGGGCGACGAGCCCAGCAGGUUGCCGCCAGACUUUAUUAACUCUUUACAAACGUCUGCAAAAACGCAGGAUCCGUCCUGAGCGUUCAGGCAUAUGGAUGUGACUAAACUGAGAUCAGAUUUGACCGAAUUUUCACUGAAUCCGAAGGAAAUGGUACACGGAACCAUGGAGCUACGGUUGAAGGAAUAUACUGUGUGAAGUCUUUAUACUUUCGAAUCGACCGAUUCGUCGCGGGAAUAACUGACGGGAGGAGUCCGCUUCGUGCCGACUUUAGGAGGAAAUCUGUUACUGAAUUUUACACGAAUAAUUUUUUAAGACAAUAGCAGUUUUAUUUCAGGUUAGGGUUUCUGAAACGAGUGCAGAAGGGAAAGCAGUCAUGGGAAGAUGCGUGCAACGACAUGUGAUGACAUUCAACGCUUUAGUCUCCACACGUGAAACAAGCUAAAGUAAUGCAGUUUUAUUAUUUAUAAAGACAUUUUUUAACAGCAAUUCGCACGUACAAUACAAACCAGUGAUGCUUCAUAUAAAACGGUUCAAAUAAUAUUUGUUCAGAUGUUAUACAUGGAUCUUAUUGCCACAUUCUGAGCGGUCUUCCUUUUUGCUCAUCAAAGGUGGGUAGACACCAUGGAAAAUGUAUUAUCGUUUUGAUCUGUUAACGAAGAGAAAGACCGAGUAGAACAAACCAUUUCAAGCUACGCAAAACGGUAUUAUUGCAGUGCAUUCUACAGAGAAAAUAAAUGGAAUUGAAAGCGAGAGCGAAGCAUCUGGUUCCCAUUAGGGAGGGAUUAUGUAUUAGUACUAUUUAAAAUGGAAAUUUGUUUUUGUUUGUUUGUCUGUAUUCUGAGUAUUCUUUUGGAACAAUCUAAUACUGUGCUUCUUUCAAAAGUAAAGCCUUUGUGUAAAUAUUGUACAGCUCUUGACAAAAAUCUUCUGGUUCUUCUGUACAUGGACUAUCCCUGUAUUUGACAAACAAAUAAAACCAUCAACAACUACUUUGUGUUAAAUAAGACGCUGCUUUUCUGCUCAGGUUCACGCUGAAAAGUCUAACCCUAACCGGUGUGGCAGGUGAAAUAAUCACAGUCAAGUCAGAACUUUCUUCCCUGAGUUUCUAAAUGCAAAGGUUUGUACUUUUUCUUGAACUUCGGCCAUGACUUCAUUACAGUUCCUCUUUUUGCUGUUAUUGAUUAUUAUUGCUGUUGUUUUUCAUGCUUUGUUCUCUCGGCCUUCUCUUUAACCAUUCCUUAUCUUUGCAGACGGGCAUUUCCAGCCAGGAACUUUUUUGUUUUGUUUGUUUUCUUAGAAAAAGUCAAAAAUGUCUAGCUUUUUCUGAUGAUAAAUGGUUUGGAAUAUUUUCAGAAAGUAUAACCAGAAAGUACAACUCCGACCUGAAAUGUAU
Messenger RNA from Sinocyclocheilus grahami, 9823 nucleotides. Its product is annotated as proline-rich protein 12-like. The record is from RefSeq and is a predicted model, not a curated record. Bases 864 to 8270 code for a protein of 2468 amino acids. NCBI's taxonomy places the organism in Eukaryota, Metazoa, Chordata, Actinopteri, Cypriniformes, Cyprinidae. The transcript is spliced from 15 exons.